Molecule: messenger RNA, 1479 nt
Organism: Vigna angularis (adzuki bean)
Lineage: Eukaryota; Viridiplantae; Streptophyta; Magnoliopsida; Fabales; Fabaceae
Exons: 4
Coding region: 192-1271 (359 amino acids)
Cellular component (GO): chloroplast
Source: RefSeq, a predicted model, not a curated record
UUUGUUUUUCGCUUUUCCGUAGCGUUGUUUCCUUCUCUCUGUUCAAUCGUUUUCAUUAUAUAUUCGAGGAGGGAAACGGGUUCAUGCUUUUUGUUAGGGUUUAACUUUAUCAAUACUUUCACGGUUCGCAAUUUCUGCAUUUUCCCCGUUCUUUUAUAAUUGAUUGAUUGAAGAAAUUGUUUCAGCAAACAAUGGACUUCUUUUCAAAGGGAAUGAACGGGGAUGGAUCUGAGUGCCCUUUUGAUUUGAAUGACGUUCAAAGGUGCCCGUUUUUAAGAAACAUCAACGAACCUACAAAUUUCUCUUUCUACCAAGCCAAAAUCUCCACUCCUGGGCAUGGAGCCAAGGGUCCUAUAUUUGAAGAUGGUCCCAGUUUUAACAUGGCAUUUAAGCUAUUUCAUGGGAAGGAUGGGGUGGUUCCCCUAACUGACAAAACUGACUUUGACAGUGGCAGUGCAGAAGCUGUUGGUUCUUUGCCUGUUUUCAACCCUUUAGCGGGAAAAGCUGCCACUAUUAGUCUGUCAACCUUUGGAUCAGGAGGCUCAUUUAGUUUUGGGAAUUUUUCCAAGAAAUGGAAGAAGCAGAACAAUUCCGAAUCGUCAAAUAAAAAGGAACAAUCAUCUCAGAAGGGUGAUGUAUCAAAGCACGAGGCCCUUGGAAACGAAUGGUUGGCAAACGGAAAUUGCCCAAUUGCCAAGUCUUAUAGAGCUGUAAGCAACGUUCUACCCCUUGUUGCAACAGCUUUUCGGCCACCAAGUGGAAUGAAGCUUAAAUGUCCACCAGCAGUUGUUGCCGCAAGGGCUGCCCUUGCCCGUACAGCCCUUGUGAAAAACUUGCGCCCUCAGCCUCUUCCUGCAAAAAUGCUUGUUAUUGCAGCUUUGGGCAUGGCGGUUAACGUGCCCUUUGGCAUGUGGAAGGAACAUACCGCGAAAUUCUCGUUAUCUUGGUUUGUGGCCGUGCAUGCUGCUGUUCCUUUUAUAGCCAUGCUUCGGAAAUCAGUGGUGAUGCCUAAAUCAGCUAUGGCACUGACCAUUAUAGCUUCUAUCCUUGGGCAAGUUAUUGGUUCGAGAGCUGAGCGGAUCCGUUUGAAAACAAUCGCCACUGAGAUGGGAAAAGUGAAAACAGAGACCGUAUGCAGCAUGGAAGACUACAGUCCCAGGAAGCUUGGUGAUAUUAGGGCCAAUCACUACAGUGCUGGAGCAAUGGUCCUCAAGUCGUCACUUCCUGUGAAGGAUGCAGGAUCAUCUUCAACCGCUGGCGUGUGUUAUUGACCUGUAAAGAUGGGAAAUAAAUCAAUUCAAGUUCUAUCUUGAACAAAGAUGAUGAACUGAUAUGUUAAUAAAAUUGAUUAAUGUAGAUAGAUAAGCUUUGUGAACUAUGUAUAACAUGAACAGAAAUUUAGACAUGCUACUGCUUUGCAUGCAGAAACGUAUAUGGACAAUUGGUCACUGAAUUCUGAUAAAAUUUCAAUUUGUUUUA